UCACUCGUCUCCGCAUUGUGUCAACCACGGCCCCAUUGUUGCUAAUCAGGGUGUGUAAAUAUUGUCCACGGAUUAUUAUCGUUAUUAUUUAUUUUCAUCGCCGUUGCGACAACACGCGGUGGAAAUCCUUUUCGGGCAAAGGAAACGACGUUCGUUUCAGGUAAUCGUCCGUGUGGUCCUCUGGGAGUUUACCCGGUUCCCGUUAGCGUGAGCGAAUACACAGGGAAACGGUUUUCGUCAUGACAAAGUCACAGUCCAAAGAAGACCUCAUCGGCUCCAAAGAGCAGCUGCGCGGCGACAGGAAAUCUUUCGUUUUACCGCCGGAAUAUGUGCUGUCGCCCACCGAGAAAAAGUUCCUGUUGCUCGCCGAGCGAGGAGACUGCGCGUCCGUUCAGAGGUUGCUGGACGAGCACAAAGGUCAGACCGAUAUACUCAACAUCGACUGCACGGAUCCGUUAAACAGAUCGGCGUUAAUAACGGCCAUAGAGAAUGAAAACAUGGACCUGAUACAGUUAUUGCUUAAGGCUGGCAUCAAGGUGAAAGACUCGUUAUUGCACGCCAUCAAGGAAGAGUACGUGGAAGCGGUGGAACUGUUACUGGAAUGGGAGGAAAAGAUACACGUAGCCGGAGAGCCAUAUUCUUGGGAAGCGGUAGAACCAUCGGCGUCUACGUUUACGCCCGACAUAACGCCACUGACGCUAGCAGCCCACAUGAACAACUAUGAAAUAUUAAAGAUUCUUCUGGACAGAGGCGCUUCGCUGCCCAUGCCCCACGACGUCAGGUGUGGUUGUGAUGAGUGCAUCACGUCAAGUACACAAGAUUCAUUGCGUCACUCGCGUUCGAGAAUAAACGCUUACAAAGCGCUUUCUUCCCCAUCUCUCAUAGCUCUGUCGUCAAGAGAUCCACUGUUGACCGCUUUUGAACUGAGUUGGGAGCUUCGCAGGCUUAGCACCAUGGAGUCUGAAUUCAGAAACGAAUAUAACGAGAUGAGGAACACGGUCCAGACAUUUGCAACGUCUCUGUUGGAUCACGUUAGGACUUCGUACGAGCUGGAGAUAAUGUUAAAUCACAAUCCUAAAGGUGACCCGUGGGAACCAGGCGAGCGGCUAACUCUGGAACGUUUGAAAUUGGCCAUUAAAUACAAACAAAAAGCGUUCGUGGCCCAUCCAAAUGUUCAACAAUUAUUGGCCGCCAUCUGGUACGACGGUUUGCCGGGUUUCCGCCGGAAAAGUAUGGUCGGACAAAUGAUUGAAGUCGGCAAACUCGGCGCAAUGUUCGCCAUGUAUGGUUCGAUGUACAUGUUGAAUCCCGAAUCGAAAAUGGGCCAGCUGAUGAAGAAACCGUUUAUAAAAUUCGUCUGCCACUCGUCUUCGUACGCGUUCUUUUUGACGUUGCUAGCGCUCGCGUCUCAGAGAGCUGAGUUUCUGGCGCUCGAAUGGAUCGGAACCGAUUGGACGAAAUCUAUAUUAGAGGAAAUGACCAGGAAAGAGAGAGGAUCCAUACCAGGACCCAUAGAAUUCGGCAUCAUAUUAUACAUCAUAAGUUUGAUAUGGAGAGAAGCGCAUUCGCUGUACUCGAACGGGUUGGUGGAAUACGCGGCCGACUUGUGGAACAUAGUGGACUUCAUCACCAACGUGUUUUAUAUGGUGUGGAUAAGUUUGCGGUUUUCGUCCUGGUACAUAGUGCAGAGAGAAUACAGUCAAGGGUACGAUCCUUGGUUACCACGCGAAGACUGGGACAAAUUCGACCCUCACUUGGUGUCCGAGGGAGCGUUCGCAGCCGCUAUGAUAUUCAGUUUCUUAAAGCUCGUGCACAUAUUCAGCGUGAACCCUCACCUGGGACCGCUUCAGAUAUCGCUGGGUCGUAUGAUCAUCGACAUUAUAAAGUUCUUCUUCAUUUACACUCUGGUGCUGUGCGCUUUCGGCUGCGGUUUAAACCAAUUGCUGUGGUAUUACGCGGACUUGGAAUCGAAAAAAUGUUACCACGACAACAACGACUUACCCGAUUUCGGGAAUGAGGAGAAAGCCUGUUCGACGUGGAGGCGAUUCGCCAACAUAUUUGAAACAUCGCAGUCGCUGUUUUGGGCCGGUUUUGGUCUGGUGGAUUUAACGGCAUUCGAUCUCACAGGAAUUAAAAGCUUUACGAGGUUUUGGGGUCUACUGCUGUUCGGAUCGUACUCGGUGAUCAACAUUAUCGUUUUGCUAAACAUGCUCAUCGCUAUGAUGUCGAAUUCAUAUCAGAUAAUCUCGGAACGGUCCGACAUGGAAUGGAAGUUUGCACGCAGUUCGUUGUGGAUCUCGUAUUUCGAGGACGGGGACACUGUGCCGCUUCCGUUCAAUCUGUUCCCAUCGCUGAAAAACGUCAAACGCAUGAUAGGUCUCGAGCGGACCAAACGGACGUCCGGAUCGAUGAUUUUCAAGUGCAGGGAAAAAGCGCUAGCCCGGCACGACAUUGUUAUGCGGCUGUUGGUGAGACGUUACGUGACCGCGGAACAACGCAAGACCGAAGAAUUCGGCAUAACAGAGGAUGACGUGAUGGAAAUACGACAAGACAUAUCGUCAAUGAGAUUCGAGAUGGUUGACAUAUUCAGACAGAAUGGAUACAAGACGCCCAAAAAGGAACACGAUUCGAAUGUCGCUCAAGGCAAGAAAGGUCGGGUAAUGGAACGCAGACUGCUGAAAGAUUUCCAAAUCGGUCUGGUAGAGGGGCUGAUACAGGACGCGAUUUCGUCAAACGAUAAGGGUCCGAAGGACGUGUUCAGCAAGAUCGCUAAGGCGAUUGGGCGACGAACCAGCCAAGGCAGCAAGAAAAAGGACUGGAACGCUAUGGUGCGGCAGAAGAGCGUAAUCAGGGACCCGAUCGGCAGCACGGCCGAAGGCGCGGAACGACGGCACCGGCAGAGCGUUCGCCGAUACAUCCUAGACCACCAGAAGGACAGCCUGAUGUCGAUGGACGCGAAUAAGCUGGUCGAGUAUAACCCGCUGCUGGCGGAGAUCGCGCCAGCAGCCCGGGUGGCAUACGCAAAGUUUAAGAUACCGAAGAUUAAGCAAGAGUACGAGGAGAACACGAUAGGCGCGGACGAAGUGUUCGAAAACGCGCCCUCCGUGAACGUGGUGGACGAGACCAAGACGAAGGGAUCGAUUGCGCGGCCGAGGCCGAAGAGCACGCGGAAAGCGCCGGUGGCGGGGGCGCUGCCUUAUCCGUCAACGGCGGGCCCGGUGAACAAGGGAGAAGACACGGGAAAACCAGCGAGUGCGACGCCGCAGCCGCAGGUGGAGAUCGGAGACGUUGCAAAGCCGCUGGCGAAAGAGUUGGAACAACACAAGUCCGCGGAGACAUCGAAGGAUGUGGAAGUGCCGCGACCAUCCACGUCUGGUUCCGGUGCUAUCGGAUCCGGAAGGGAUGGAGGGUCCGCGAAGGAAGUAAGUAAAGUGGACCGGGAAAAAGAUGCGGAUAAAGCGAAGCACGUCAGUGGCGAAGCGAAGGACGAUGACGACGAAAAGGGUGCAGGUGGUGGAGCGAAAGAUGCGGACAAAGAAAAGGACACAGACGAGUCAAAAGACGUGGAUAAUGCUAAGGAUGCUGAGAAGUCGAAAGAUGCGGGUAAAUCAAAAGCCUCGGGCAAAGACAAAGACGAUAAACAUUUGAAACCAGAAUCACCGAAACGAUCGGCUAGCCCGAAAAAACCCGGUGGAAAAUCGAAAGUCACUGGAGAAAUACUGACCGGUUGGUUAUAAAAUCGGCCGCAAUCGCCUGUUCUUCUUAUGGAAUUAAAAAGAUAAAUAUAAAAUAUGGCAUGGUUAGUGGUGGUUUAUAGGGUAUACUAUAAAUAUCACGAAUCACCGGAGUGUUUACCGCAUAGAAUGUCCACGCAGCAUAUGACCUUAUCGAAAUUAACGUUAAGUUCUUCAGUCUGUUGAAAUAAAACCUAAAUUCGGACUACCGACUGCUUUUUCAGUUGAUUGAUCGAUUUACGUGUAGUUUCUAUCGAAAAUAUCAAUUAUUUCUUAACUACGAUUCCAUUCCGUUACAAAAAUCUGCAGUCCGUUUUCAAUCACUAUUUUUGCAAGUCGUGAUCAAAGUUGUUAUAGUUCAAUUUUUAUUUCAGACCGUUUUUUUAUUGGGGGGGGGGGGGUUGCUAUAUGCGGUAUGCCUUGGGAGUAAAAAAUUAAUAAAUAAAAAAAAAAUUUUCGGAGGGGUAUACAUUUUUUUUCUGGGGGGAGGAAGGUUAAUAACUCCUGAAAUAAACACGGUCUGAGACCAGAGUUGAAUGUUUUUCAGAUUCAACAACUGAUCAUCGCUUCCAUGUACCAUAAAACUGUUUAAGUUUCAUCAACGAUUAAUUUAACGUUAUACAAGUAACGUCCGUCCAGUAGGAAAUGGAUUUAUCAUACCAAUACAUUGCUCUUAUAACUGAACUCAUGUAAUACAAUAUCAUGGGAUGGACGCUAAUCUAAAAACCGAAUAAUAUUGAUGCGAGAGUUUGUACGAGCAAUUAUAAUAUUAAAAUACAUAAUUAGACUUUAUGGCGGUAGGCAUUUCGGAUGAUUAGAUAAUAUUUAUAUAUUAACUUAUGAUUACUAAAUAAUUUUGUACACACAGGGUAUUUCUUGAAAAUUCAUUAAUUUCAUUUGGCCGGGACAUCAUCAGUAGCCAAACCGUUUGAAAUUAGUAAAUGUUCACGAGACACUCGAUGAUUAUAAUAUUAA
Messenger RNA from Sipha flava (yellow sugarcane aphid), 4709 nucleotides. RefSeq names its product transient receptor potential protein (gene trp). Gene Ontology annotation, cellular component: membrane; cation channel complex. Gene Ontology annotation, biological process: manganese ion transport; regulation of cytosolic calcium ion concentration; calcium ion transmembrane transport. The transcript has 17 exons. The record is from RefSeq and is a predicted model, not a curated record. Gene Ontology annotation, molecular function: store-operated calcium channel activity; protein binding; inositol 1,4,5 trisphosphate binding. NCBI's taxonomy places the organism in Eukaryota, Metazoa, Arthropoda, Insecta, Hemiptera, Aphididae. Bases 240 to 3737 code for a protein of 1165 amino acids.